UGGUCAAGGUAAAUGGUUACCACCUUUUGUAUGAUGGUGUGGGGAGUGUCAGUCAAUAACCUGAUAGAAUAAUGAGCAAAAUCAACAAACAUUGAGACUGAAUUUUUCAUUCAAAAAACAAAAAUGGGUGCCAAUACAUCAAGUCAAUAUUUUGGUUCAUAUCAAAGUUCCGAUUCAAAAAGUUCCGUUUCAACAAUCGAUACAAUUACCGAUGUUACGUGUUCAUCAUCAAUAAGUGCCAAUAAUAAUCAACAUCAUGGAUUAUUUCUUAAUUCUAAUGAAUCAACAGUUAAUUCAUUGGGUCUUAUUUUCAGUAGUAAAGAUAGAAAAUUGAAAAAAUUAAAGCAAAAAAUCAAAACAAAAUUGAAAAAAUGUUCACAACAUUCACAAGUGUUUUCGGAAUUUGCACAAUCAUUAUCCAUACAAGAAUUAGCACAAAUUUAUAAUGAAUAUCGUGCAGCAUAUUUUAUGAAAGAAUUAUCAUUACAUGCAGAAAGUGCACGACCAAUUGCUUCAAGUAUUCGUAAUGAUCUCAGUGAAUUAUAUGAUUUAAAACAUAAUAGUGAUAUUAUAUUAAUAUAUAAAGGUGUUGAUUUCCCUGUACACAAAGCAAUUGUUUGUGUUCGUUGUCCAUUUUUUCGUGAAUUAUUAGGAAAAUUAUCACAAGGAAGUACUGUAACGGUUAAUUUGGAUAUUCAAGGUCUUCGUGUUGAACUUUUCAAUGAUUUACUUAAAUAUCUUUAUUCCGGUGAAUUGGCCGGUUCAUAUGAUUCACGUAGUAAUUCAGCAUCAUAUGAAGCAUUAAUUCGAAUCAGUCAACAAUGUGGUGUACCGAAUCCAUUAUCACAUGAUCUCAAACAUUUACUUGAAACUGGAAUUUAUAGUGAUGCAUCACUUUGUUUUCAAAUCAGUAAUAAUAAUGAUUCAAACAAAUCAUCACAACCGAAUUGUUGUUGUACAGAACAAACUGAAUUUUCAUGUCAUCAGGCUAUUUUAAGUGCACGUUCACCAUUCUUUCGUAAUGUUAUUAUUCGACAACAGAAACGAAAUUCUUCACUAAACAAAAAUACUUGUCCACAACGAAUGAAAAUCAUUUUGGAUGAAUCAAUCAUUCCAAGACGUUUGGGUAGAAUAUUAUUACAUGUUAUGUAUCGUGAUUCAGAAAAUCUAUUAAAUUUAAUACAAUCUUCUUUAUGUAAAUGUAAUCAUAAAUUAACUGGCCAAUCAUCAUCAUCAUCAUCCAAUUCAAAAGAAUCACAUUCAAUAAGUUUAGUAAAAGAAGUAAUGAAUCUGUAUGAAAUUGCCCGUUUUUUAGAAAUUGAUUUUCUUGUUCAAACCUGUGAAGAUAUGAUUAUAAAUUUUAUGAAUCUUGAUACACUUAUAUUGAUAUUGAAAUGGAGUGAACAAUCACAUGGAUCACCAUGGGUAAAACGUCAAGCAUUAACUUUUUUAAAAGAAGAAUUUUCAUCAAUAAUUUCUCAACAAUCAUUAUUAUAUCAAUUAGAUUAUAUUCAUUUACGUGAUGUAUUGAAAUCUGAUUUUAUUGAAGCAAGUGAAUUGGAAAUUUUAAAAUCAAUAAUUAAAUGGGGUGAACAUUAUCUGAUAAAAAAACAAGAAGAACAUGAACCAAAUCUAUUACUUUCACAUAGUUUAACAAGAAAAAGUUUAAAGAAAAAAGAAAUUAAUGAUUCAAAACUUCGUGAUUUAAUAUCCGAAUUGAUUGAUUCGGUUAGAAUUGGACAUUGUUUACCAAUCGAUUCUGAUUAUUUAAUGUUAGCAAUAAAAAGAGGUUUAAUACAAAUACCAUCAUAUAUGAUAAAAAAUUCUGAUGAUGAUCAAGUGCCUUCAAAUCGAUAUGCAUCAUGGUUUAGAAAUAAUAAUCAUUUUAUAAAGAUACGUUUUUUUACACAUUAUUUUGAAGAAUGUAAAUUACAACUUGAAGAAAAACUUGAACGUUCAAUUUCAUUGGAUGAAAAUAUUGAAAAUUUAUUAAUGAAUAUUAAACCAAAAUCAAAUAUGUUUGUCGAUGCAAUGCCCGAUAAUCUUUAUAUGUUGGAAAAAUUAAAUCUAGGAGCGGAAAGUUUAAUUUCUGAUAGUGAUCUUCCUAUGCAUAAUCCACAAUCAUUUCCAAAUUUUCAUUUUUGUCUAACAUCAACAUCCGAUUCAUCAUCAGCUAUUUGUUAUGAAGAAAUUGAUAAAAUACGACCUAAUUUACCGAUUUUAGAAGAAAGAAUUAUGUAUAUGAUGAAUCAACGUGAACAAGAACUUCGAACAUCACCAUUUUGUAUUCGUGCAUUACAAAUAUCACAUUCAAGAUGUGAAGCAUUACGUUUAAUACAAUUAAGGGUUGUUAGAGAAUUUGGUUUGCCUGAUUUGGCUUGUGAUGUUUUACAUUUAAAAAAUUCUCUAACUUCGUCUAAGCAACGUAAUUUUCCAAUUGAUUCAAAAGAUAAUGAUAAUGACGACGAUGAUGAUGAUAUUGAUGACAAUGACAACCAACGUUCAUCAUCAAGAUUUUCAAACAACAACAACAAUAAUAAUAAUAAUGAAAAUAGCAAUGAUAUAUUUCAAAGAAAUGCAAUGCCACCACCACCACCAAGACCUGGUACAACAAUGUUUGAAAAUCCAUCAUUCAAUAUAACCGUUAGUCAAUGUGAUCCAUUUAGUUAUCAAAGUGAAUUAAGAUUAGAAGAACUUACUUCACAAUAUGAAAUAGAAACACAGUUUUCGAGUACCGAGUCUCAUCCUACUCUUAGUGAUUAUAUUCCUGAUAUUGCAUUUGUUGGUAAAGAAAUUUAAAUCUGACAAAAAAAAAAAGAAAAAUUUGGUUUCGAAAACAACAAAAACUCAAGUGACAAUUGAUAUUUUCUCUAUUUAAUUGGACAUUAUUAUUAUG
This is a messenger RNA of Dermatophagoides pteronyssinus (European house dust mite), 2896 nucleotides long. RefSeq names its product BTB/POZ domain-containing protein 7. The record is from RefSeq and is a predicted model, not a curated record. Gene Ontology annotation, biological process: morphogenesis of a branching epithelium. Lineage: Eukaryota; Metazoa; Arthropoda; Arachnida; Sarcoptiformes; Pyroglyphidae. Gene Ontology annotation, molecular function: protein binding.